Messenger RNA from Fraxinus pennsylvanica, 1089 nucleotides. NCBI's taxonomy places the organism in Eukaryota, Viridiplantae, Streptophyta, Magnoliopsida, Lamiales, Oleaceae. The record is from the annotation of a GenBank genome assembly.
AUGUCCAAGUUUUUCACAUUCUUCUGUUUCAUCAUUUUGGCACUUGGGAAUCUUGCCCAUGUCUCAUCAGCUCAUAAGCUUGGGGUUUUUGAGCUCAAGCAAGAUGAUUUUUCUAUAACGGUUACAAAUUAUGGUGCAAGAAUUGUCUCUGUUAUUUUACCUGACAAGAAUGGGAAAUCAGCUGAUGUUGUUCUUGGUUAUGACACGAUUAAAGGUUACAUGAAUGAUACAAGUUAUAUUGGAGCAAUUGUUGGACGGGUUGCUAACCGCAUUGGUGGUGCUGAGUUUACUCUAAACGGAACCCAUUAUAAGCUUGACGCUAACGAGGGGACCAGCAUGCUUCAUGGUGGGAAGAAGGGAUUUAGCCAAGUUAUUUGGAAGGUGAUAAAACAUGAAAAAAAUGGUCCAUCUCCACAUAUUACCUUAUCCUAUCACAGUGCUGAUGGCGAAGAAGGGUUUCCGGGUGCUGUUGUGGUCUUUGUAACCUAUACGCUUUCUAAACGGUACAAAUUAAGCAUAACAAUGAAGGCAAAGGCUAAAAACAAGGCCACUCCGGUGAGCCUUGCCCAACAUAGCUACUGGAAUCUUGGUGGUCAUGACAGUGGUGAUAUUCUGUCGGAUGAGCUCCAGAUAUUUGCAUCACACAUCACACCUGUGGAUAAAAAGCUAAUCCCGAAUGGUGAAAUCAUAUCAGUUAAGAAGACACCAUAUGAUUUCCUCUCACCACACGUUAUCAGAACCCAGAUAAAAGAACUUCCCAAUGGUUCCAAGGGUUAUGAUAUCAAUUAUGUCCUUAACGGUUACAAGAUGAAAAAGAUGAAGCCAGUAGCUGUAGUUUAUAACAAGAAGUCCGGACGAGUGAUGAAAUUAUCGUCAAAUGCCCCUGGUGUGCAGUUGUACACGGGUAACUACAUUAAAGACGUGAAGGGGAAAGGCGGAUAUGUUUAUCAAGCUCAUGCAGCCUUAUGUUUAGAGACUCAAGGGUUCCCGGACUCAGUGAAUCACCCAAACUUCCCCUCACAGAUUGUUACUCCGGGGAAGCCUUACGAACAUUAUAUGUUAUUCAAAUUUUCAUCCAAGAAAGAUUAG